CGGCAUCAUGGCGGACGGGGAGCGGUCGCCGCUGUUACCGGUGGAACCGGGGCCGGGCCCGGGGCUGGGGGGGGCCGCGGGGGGGGGUGAGGCCCCGCCCCCUUACUCGCCAUUGGUCAGCCCGGAAGGAGGCGGGAGCGGCGGCGGUGACGUCGGAGGCGGCGGCGGCGGAGGGGUGGGAGGGGCGGGGCCGUCGGUCACGUGCCGCGUGUGCCAGCGGCCAAUCAGCGUGGAGGGCAAAGGGCACCAGCACGUGGUCAAGUGCGGCGCGUGCGGGGAGGCCACGCCAAUCAGGACGGCCCCUGCGGGGAAGAAGUACGUGCGGUGCCCCUGUAACUGCCUCCUGGUCUGCAGUGGGGCUGCGCAGCGCAUUGCCUGCCCCCGGCCAUACUGCAAGCGCAUCAUCAACCUGGGCCCGGUUCAGGCCGGAGCCUCCAGCCCGGAGCCGCCAGCAGGGGGCGUGCGCGUGGCCUGCGGGCACUGCGGGGGCCCCUUCCUGUGGGCCGAGCUCUCGGACCGCGCCCUCGCCCGCUGCCCCCACUGCCGCAAGGUGUCCGCCAUUGGCCGUCGGUUGCCGCGGCGACGCUGCCUCUGCUGCCUCCUGCUGGCGCUGCUCAUGGCCGGGGCGGCCGCGGGGCUGGCGGUGCUGACGUGGGGGGUGUCGCGGAAGCUCCGCCCCCUGCACGCGGGUUGGGCCCUGCUGGGGGCGGGGUCUGGGGCCUGCCUGCUGCGGGCGGCCUAUUGGGGCUGCGUGCGGGUGAGCCGGGCCCUGCCCGCCCGCCCCUGAUUGG
Molecule: messenger RNA, 791 nt
Organism: Neopsephotus bourkii (Bourke's parrot)
Lineage: Eukaryota; Metazoa; Chordata; Aves; Psittaciformes; Psittacidae
Product: type 1 phosphatidylinositol 4,5-bisphosphate 4-phosphatase-like
Exons: 7
Coding region: 8-787 (259 amino acids)
Biological process (GO): phosphatidylinositol dephosphorylation
Cellular component (GO): late endosome membrane; plasma membrane; phagocytic vesicle membrane
Molecular function (GO): phosphatidylinositol-4,5-bisphosphate 4-phosphatase activity
Source: RefSeq, a predicted model, not a curated record